Molecule: messenger RNA, 4904 nt
Organism: Solea solea (common sole)
Lineage: Eukaryota; Metazoa; Chordata; Actinopteri; Pleuronectiformes; Soleidae
Gene: tmem178bb
Product: transmembrane protein 178Bb
Exons: 6
Coding region: 634-1518 (294 amino acids)
Cellular component (GO): membrane
Source: RefSeq, a predicted model, not a curated record
GCGAGAAAGUGAGUGGAAAAUAAUAGAGGGAAACGCAGGCUGGUGCUGAGGACAGGAGGGGGAGACAGAGACGCAGGAGCACACGACUGCUCUGGCAGCGGCAACACCACUACUAUUGGCUGCUGCUGAUUGGUCCAUGGACAGGCCUGUAGCAGCUGUCGUCAUCCGGUCAGACGUGGUGUGUGUGUGUGUGUGUGUGUAUGCUGCUCUCUCUCUCUGCUGGACCGCAGUCUGCAUCUGUUUGGCUUCUCCAGACAGAUGGAUGUGGAUCCGGUGCUGAGAUGAUGAGAUAAGCCUCCUUCGUCUCUCUCAUCUCCGCCGAGCUGCUGCAGCGUCGCACACACACACAUAAACACGCGCAGGGAACGACGUGGUCACGCUGUGGUGGGAAACCACUGGAAUAUACUGGGCUCUGUUUUUCAAUCAACCGCCUCGUCAGUGACGAUGAUGUCGAUGGUCCCGACGCCUCUCUCCAGAGGUGAUGUGAGCUGAAGUUGCUCGCUGAGCUCCGGGAGGAGUGGAGAAGGAGGCGGAGUGGUGGUGGUGGUGGUGGUGGUGGAGGAGGAGGAGGGGGGGAGCCGCAGAGGAGCUGUCCGUCUUCUGAAGGUGCUGAUGCGGCUGUGACAAGCGAGCAUGGCUGCCGGGAAGUUGCUGCUCUACGCCGGGCUCUCGCUUUCUCUCUGCGCCCUGGCCAUGCUGGCCGUGGCGAUGUGCUCCGACCACUGGUACGAGACCGACGCCCGGAGGUACAAGGAGCGGUGCCGAAGCUUUUCCAGCCGCCGCAAGGACCCGGGAUUCAUCUACAUCCCCAACAACAGCCUGCCGCUGCGGGCCAGCCGGAGCAGCGCGCCCCGCUGGGAAGAGAAGCUGCUCCUGGCCCGGAACCGGCGGCAGCUGUUUGCCAUGAGCGCCGCGGACGAGUGCAGCAGACAGUACAACUCUACCAACAUGGGGCUGUGGAGGAAGUGCCACCGACUUGGCUUCGACCAGGAAAUCGAAGAUCGCAUCCGGAAAGGUUCCAUUGCCAGGUGCUCCUACAUCAAAUAUCACUACUCCUCAGCUACGAUACCCAAAAACCUCUCAUACAACAUCACCAAGACGAUAAGGCAGGAUGAGUGGCACGCCCUCCACUUGCGGCGAAUGACAGCGGGGUUCAUGGGCAUGGCGGUGGCCAUCAUCCUGUUCGGUUGGAUCGUCGGCGUCCUCGGCUGCUGCUGGGACCGAGGCCUCAUGCAGUAUGUGGCUGGUCUCCUUUUCCUCAUGGGAGGAACUUUCUGCAUCAUUUCCCUCUGUACCUGUGUCGCCGGCAUCAACUUUGAGCUUUCCCGUUUUCCACGGUACCUGUACGGCCUGCCUGACGACAUUGGCCACGGCUACGGCUGGUCCAUGUUCUGCGCCUGGGGAGGCCUCGGCCUCACCCUCAUCGCCGGCUUCUUCUGCACCCUGGCUCCCUCCGUCCAGCCAAUACCCCGAUCCACCUGCCCCAAGUCCCGACAGGAGAACGGCACCGUCUGCUAAAGAUGACAGCCACCAUGAGACCGGAGUAACCCACAGAUCGACAACCAAGAAAGAGAAAAAAGUGUUCCACGUGUUCAUGCAUCCACUCAUCUCUAGUCUUUCCUGGUUCCAGAUUUUUCUUUUCAAUUUGUGUGUUUGAAAAUGGGUGUCUUGAUGAACUUGAAAAUAACGGAAAAAAAACUUGACAAACAUAUUAUCAAAAAUUUUAUCAAAAAGUUGUGCUUGUUUUGUUGUUGUGCAGCAGACAAUUGAAAUGGACCAUGACCAGGAAAGGUUGUCGAAGUACUUCGGAGACUCUAAAAGACUACGUAUUUGUCGGUAAAUGGGACGCUACUACUCUGAAGGUGAGAGACAAGGGUGUUCGACCUCUGAACUGCUUAUGACUUAUGUAUAACUGGUCUACUGUGAUGGAGGAGAACUGAAUGAAUCAGCAGCAUUGAGAAGAAACAAUCAAAAAUCAAGUCAAGAUCUCGUGGAGGUUUCUCAUGGACUUGUCCACACGGAGUUUCUUGUGGGAUGAUUCACAAAGGACAAAAGGAGCAAACAUGAAACUGUGUAACGUGCAGAGCUGGGAUCAUGUUUAGUGGCCAUCCAUUCAUAUUCAGUAUUCCAGCUUCUGAGGACCCUCCAGUUAGGGCUGGGAGAUCCAGGACCUCCACUGUUGUACAUUAAUGUACAGAACAUUCCAGAGAAGUGACAACCAGGAAAUGUUACAUCAGACCAUUUUCAUCCUUGUGUAGGUGCAUUCCAUUCCAAAAGAUGACCCCCCAUUACCCAUUUAGCAUUUUAUACAUGCGUUCCUCUUUUAUCCAGAGUGUAUUUUCCUUUUUACUGAACCCUUCUUGUUUUGAGGGAACUGUUGACCGAGUGUACUUUCGGAGCAAAUGCUGUGUUAGUUUGAUUUUUUUUUUCCCCCCCUUCGAGUCAUAGAAGUGUUGUAAACUUGUGAGUAUGAAUGUGUGUAUGUGUGGAUUAUUUUUGCAGUGGCUAACGAAAAAAAAAGUUUAAAAAAAAAAGAAGAAGAUCAUACUGACAAGGUGGAGCGCUGCCUUGAGAGAUGUAUAAAGGCAGGAGCAUUGAUGAACAGAAAGAUGUAACGGGGGAGAUGCAGUAUCCUGUGUAAAAACCUACAGCUUUUGUGGUUCACCAUCGUUUCCGGAGUCUCAGCAGACCUCGUUGACAAAGAAAUGUUGUGUGUGUGAGGGUGUGCAGCAUGAUCAACCCCAUAUGCUGCUGCAUUGAGCAACUACGGAGGCAAGAACUCAAGUCCUUGCAUCUGUUGGGAAAUCUGGUAUUAAUUUGGUAUUAUCAUUUAUUUUGGUUUGUUGCUGUGCUGUUGAGAUUAAAAAAAAAAAAGGUGUCACCAUACUCAGUCAAAAGACGUUGAGACUGCAGGUGAAAAAAAACAACAACUGCGUUCUGUGUUUGCAAUAUUCACCCUGGUCUCAACCACCCAUUAAAACACACUCUAUCUUAAAAAAAAUCUCUAUGCACGUUAGGAAUGGAACUCAUAAUGCACUACAUUGUCCGUUUAACUAGGUUCAAAUUCAACACGUUUGACAGAAGGUACAGCUAAAGACUAUUCGUCAGUUCCACUGAAAGGUAGGAUGAUCACAGUCAUGGUAAUUCCCUAUUUAAGUCAAUUAUUCAAAACCAUAGGGUAGCCAAUCCACAGCUUUUGUUCCAUUUAAUAUGAUUUUGAAGGUGAUAUGUUUGCAAUGCGGUUUCAAUUGGUUCUCCUGGUUCAUAAACUUUAGAAGUCCUAAUUAAUAACCAGUUUGCAGGUAUUAUAUCGGGAUGUGAUACUUACAGGGUAUGGUUUCGUGUCAAUCAGGAGAGAGGGUGGUGAUAAUGAGCUUGAUGAAGGAUAAUUGACAAAUGAGGUUGCUUAGUUGCUGUGCCAUCGGGACAGAUGAGACCAGCCGAUUUCAGGGCUUCAGGACAUUUAAACAUUUAAGAGUGCACAUGCUUGAGAGGACAGGAAAACAGGAAAUGAUGAUGAAUGCAUGUAACAUUAGUAAUAUUCCUAAAUUAACUUGCACUGGACCGUCAUGUCUUUGCCCAUCAACCAUGACACGAAUAAAUGGUACAGAAUUGGCAACAUUUCUGAGGCAAAUUAUGACGGUACCUCACUGCUUUAUACGCAACAUGAUUCUGAACUGCUCAGUGCUUUAGGGAUCAAACCUCUCUGUCCUGAGCACCUCGGAUAGAGGCACUAGUUUCAUGUGCAACAGAUGACUCAAGGCAAUCUUUCAACAUGUUUAAUUAUUUGUUAUUCAACACUCCUUCAGACUCUUCCCUCUUUUUUUGGUGUUUCUUUGUAGUGUAGGUAGUUGUUGCCGGUGCCAAAUUCCACCAAAGGGUCCUGUGUGCAGAGCAGGUAUAAUGCAACAGCCAACACAACUCCAUGCAACACUUGGAAUAAAAACAAUGCCAUUUUGGCUGUUCAAAUCCACACAAUACUGUAUCACACAAUAUGUCAGUCAACUCAUCUUUUCAGAAAAAAGUGUAGAUGUUGGAUAUCUAAUGUGCCCCAGGAGUGUUUUACCAGAUCAACAAAGAUCCUGAGAGACACCAGAGGUAGUGAUGCACACAGUGAUCACAUCAGGUACAAAAUCCAACACUCACUGACCCUAAUAUCGAUAUUAUAUUAUUAAAUUGCUAUAUUUAUUUUUACAUGUUUUUAUUGCCAUGCCUAAAGGCCCAUUUGUGCUCCAUUUUCGUCCAUUUUACAUCUGUCCUUCCCGACACUGCCAGUCUGGAAGGUCCACUGCGGCUGUUUCCAUGUUCGUGUAAAGCUCCGUGGCUGCAUUUUAAGGGCCAGAUAUAUUGAGUCCGUCAGGUUCUGGAAUACAUUGCUCGAUCUCCGUGGAUUUAAAGUGCACAGUGAACUCUGAUCACUUGAAAUGGGCAUUGAUGAUAUUUCUGCAGAGACUUUUCCUGCCAACAUGGCGGUAUAAACAAACCGAGUCACAUGAUGUCCGGAGGUCUAUGGGCUUUUUAUCAUAUUGGCAUUUCAACCACACAGAAAUGCCAUAGUGGGAGAGCCUGAAAUGGUGUUUUUGGAAGAAAAAAAGGGUCAUAUAGAAGCACAAACUCUUUCUCCCUCUUUACAUUAUGAUGAAAUGCUACCAUUUAAUUAUGGAUCACUAAUGCCAACUUUGCUUUUAAGCAAAUAUCAUCUUGUGUGCAAAUUAAAACCAGCAGUGGGACUUAAAGUGGGAAUCAUUCCAAAUUCACCUUUAAUGACAGACAGUUCUAGAUCAAUUGGCUGCUCCCUAUAACAUUUGAGUGUCCUUGAUGGGUGAUGGUUACAUUCCAACAUCUCACUCUAGUGCAAUGGUAGCUCUAGAACUGGCUGUAUGCAAAUAGUGCUCAGAUGUGUG